Messenger RNA from Mytilinidion resinicola, 2244 nucleotides. RefSeq lists its product as uncharacterized. The record is from RefSeq and is a predicted model, not a curated record. Gene Ontology annotation, biological process: regulation of transcription by RNA polymerase II; DNA-templated transcription. The transcript has 3 exons. Gene Ontology annotation, molecular function: DNA-binding transcription activator activity, RNA polymerase II-specific; zinc ion binding; RNA polymerase II cis-regulatory region sequence-specific DNA binding. NCBI's taxonomy places the organism in Eukaryota, Fungi, Ascomycota, Dothideomycetes, Mytilinidiales, Mytilinidiaceae. Gene Ontology annotation, cellular component: nucleus. Bases 181 to 2244 code for a protein of 687 amino acids.
CAGCAGGCGCCUGCCCCUUUUGCUACAACGCCACAAUCAUCUGGACUGGCCUCCAGCCCUGAUCGCAGCAGGUCUGAGCCAGCGAUCCCAGACUCGUUAAGUCCAGGACCGCCUUCUAUUAUCAAUUCUUAUGGCUCGAGAAUUGGGAAUCCACCACAACACGGUCCAUACCCUCGGCUCAUGUCCACCAGUACAGAGCAUCAAUUAAAAGCGCUCAAACGAAAGGUUAGCGCACUUGAGGAUCAGCUACAGGAAGCUUUAGCGGGUCAUCGUCCGCUUCGAGCGGAGAAUGAAGAUAUCCACCAAAAUAAUCAUCGGCGGGAAGAUGAUGAGAGAGAGGCAGAAGAAAGAUCCUGGUCACAGCAGACUGGGGGACAUUCGCCACCAUAUGGACAGCUCCAGGAUGUUGGGCAAGAAUCGGCACCCCCACCACACGACCGAAAGUCAAUUAUGUUGAAUAAAUCCCGACUCUAUGGUCCGAGCCAUUGGACGCACGGCGGGCGCGAGCUGAGAAGAGUUGCUGUGCUCAUGAAAUUGAUAAAUGAUAACGCUGCAUCCGUUGACGACUCUGCUGAGAUUGAUGCAUAUAAGGCCCAGAUGUCAGAGAUACGACGGCUCCUUCUCAGAUGCAAGCUCUUUGCUCGAAAUAUGAAAGCAUCCCGUCACGGUAGGUCAAUGUCUUGGCCGGCCGAAUCAAGCCUCUGCAUGCCUACUAAUCGAGAGUUUGCCGAUCAUAUGGCACAUAUCUACGUAUCCCGCUUCGAAUCGGCGUUCCGCAUCCUUCAUAUUCCUUCGUUCUGGACCGAAUACGAGCAUUACUGGAGAGGUUCGACAGAGAUAUCGAGCGCGGUCCGACUGAAGAUUGAGCUGGUGAUAGCGAUUGGGUCCAGUCUAUAUCGAGACAGCCCUGAUUCUGAGACUGUCCGCUCCACAUCGCUCCAAUUGGUACAUGCUGCACAGAGCUGGGUGUCCGGUCUGAUGGAAAAGGAUCAGUUGGGUCUCAGUGGACUUCAAGUGCAGUGUCUCUUGAUCUUAGCUCGUCAAGUUCUGUCCGUCAGUGGGGAUCUCAUCUGGAUUGCAGUCGGCACACUUGUUCGCACAGCCAUGCAAAUGGGAUUGCAUCGUGAUCCUGAGCAUUUUGCGAAUAUGACCAUAUUUCAUGCAGAGCUUCGAAGACGUUUAUGGGCCACGAUACUGGAAAUGAAUCUCCAAGCGUCGUUGGACUCGGGCGUGCCGCUCGCCAUGUCAUGCAAUGAUUUCGAUACCAAAAGCCCAUCGAACAUCAACGACGACGAUAUCAACGACAGCGCAACAACCCUCCCUCAUCAUUCAAGGGACACCAGAACGGAUACAUCCAUACAGCUUCAUUUGCUCAGAUACCUACGGGUACGGAUGGAACUAAUCCACCGCGUCAACGGCUCCAGCCCUUCCAAUUUCUCGCAAGACGAAAUUCAAUCUAUAACCUCGCAGCUUACCAAAGCUUGCCAGGAAUGCGCGUCUCAGCUGCCGGAAAGCAGCUUCGACAGUAAUUUGGAUGGGGGUGAUGAAGAUCUCAAAGUUUUCAGAUACAACAUGGCAGAUCUACUCUUGCGCAGAUUUCUGCUUACUCUGCACCGUCCUUUGGCGAGCAACGCCGACAUCAGCCACCCUGCAGCUUACUUCUCGAGAAAAGUCUGCCUUGAUUCUGCGACUGCACUGCUCUCACCGCCACCAAAUGCCGACUUCGCUCACCUCGUUCUGCUUGGCGGAGGUAUAUUCAAGAACCGCAUCAUGCACGCCACCCUGGCUGUAAGCUCCGAGCUGCUCAUCGAUCUCGAAGAGCACGGGCGUGCGGUGCAAUGGCCGUCCACCUAUCGGAGGAUGCUGAUCAGUACCCUUCGAGGAGCCCUGGGGCAGCUUGCGGCGCGUAUAAGUCUGGGCGAGACGAAUGUUCGGCCUUAUAUGAAGCUUAGCGUUGUCCUCUGUCACGCAGAGUGCACUGAAACGGGCACUGCAUUGCGACAGCGUGUGGCACAAACCGCAAGGGAGAGCUUGGAGGUGUGUUAUGCCGCUAUGCAGGCUCGAGCUUCAAACUUAGCAGUUGGUGAUAAGGAGUCCGGUGAUGUGACAGAACCGCAUCAACAGGACGUGGGGGACUCAAUGAUGUCCCAGGAUCUGGCGGUUCUCGACUUCUCGGACUUUGGUGGUUGGGACUUGAAUGAGUUCUUCGGCAUGGUAGAUUUCGAUUCGGAUGUGCUGCUCUGA